AUGGCCUCCGCGACCGGAUUCUACGACUUCAAGCCGCUGGACAAGCGCGGGCAAGAGGUGGCCCUCGCCGACUACAAGGGCAAGGUGGUGCUCAUCGUCAAUACGGCGUCCAAGUGCGGCUUCACCCCGCAGUACGCCGGCCUCGAGACGCUCUACAAGUCCAUCAAGGACAAGCACCCCGACGACUUCGUGGUGCUCGGCUUCCCCUGCAACCAGUUCGGCUCGCAGGAGCCCGGCACCGACGACGAGAUCCAGAACUUCUGCCAGGUCAACUACGGCGUCACCUUCCCCAUCAUGCACAAGAUCGAUGUCAACGGCGACAAGGCCGACCCGCUGUACGAGUGGCUCAAGGCCGAGAAGCCCGGCCUCAUGGGCCUCAAGCGCAUCAAGUGGAACUUUGAGAAGUUUCUCGUCGGCCGCGACGGCCAGGUCAAGGGGCGCUGGGCUAGCACCACCAAGCCCGAGGCCCUCGAGAAGCCCAUCCUCGACGAGCUGGACAAGAAGCAGUGA
Molecule: messenger RNA, 510 nt
Organism: Purpureocillium lilacinum
Lineage: Eukaryota; Fungi; Ascomycota; Sordariomycetes; Hypocreales; Ophiocordycipitaceae
Product: glutathione peroxidase gpx1
Biological process (GO): cellular response to oxidative stress
Molecular function (GO): glutathione peroxidase activity
Source: RefSeq, a predicted model, not a curated record